Messenger RNA from Cygnus atratus (black swan), 1933 nucleotides. RefSeq names its product cartilage associated protein (gene CRTAP). The record is from RefSeq and is a predicted model, not a curated record. The transcript is spliced from 7 exons. Lineage: Eukaryota; Metazoa; Chordata; Aves; Anseriformes; Anatidae. Gene Ontology annotation, molecular function: collagen binding; protein binding. Gene Ontology annotation, biological process: peptidyl-proline hydroxylation to 3-hydroxy-L-proline; collagen fibril organization. Gene Ontology annotation, cellular component: endoplasmic reticulum. The coding region runs from base 87 to 1256 and encodes 389 amino acids.
CGGGCCGCCUUCCACCGCCUCCCGUCCCGUCCCGUCCCGUCCCGUCCCGGUGACGUGGGGCCCGGCCGUGUCCCACUGGCGCAGCGAUGUGGCUGGCGUUGGCGGCGCUCCUGGCGGCGGUGGGGGCUCAGUACGAGCGGUACAGCUUUCGCAGCUUCCCUCGGGACGAGCUGAUGCCGCUCGAGUCCGCCUACCGCUAUGGCCUGGACCAGUACAGCACUGAGAACUGGCCCGAGAGCGUCAACUACCUGGAGGUGAGCAUGCGGCUCUACCGCCUGCUCCGCGACAGCGAGGCCUUCUGCCACCGCAACUGCAGCGCCGCCGGGCCGCCCCCCGGCGCCGGGGGGGAGCUGGCCGAGCUGCGGCUGCUGGCCGGCGUGCUGCGGCGGGCGCAGUGCUUGCGGCGCUGCAAGCAAGGGCUGCCCGCCUUCCGCCAGGCCCAGCCCGGCCGCGACCUGCUCGAGGAGUUCCAGCGCCGAGAGCCCUACAAGUACCUGCAGUUCGCCUACUUCAAGGCUAAUAAUCUUCCAAAAGCUAUUGCAGCAGCUCAUACAUUUCUUCUGAAGCAUCCAGAUGAUGAAAUGAUGCAAAGAAAUAUGGCAUACUACAAGAGCAUGCCUGAUGCUGAGGAGCAUAUUAAAGACUUGGAGACAAAGCCUUAUGAGAAUCUCUUUGUCAGGGCUGUCAGAGCAUACAAUGGUGACAACUGGAGAACGUCAGUCUCAGAUAUGGAACUUGCUCUUCCUGAUUUCUUCAAAGCCUAUGAUGACUGUAUAGCAGCCUGUGAAGGCUCCCGAGAGAUCAUAGAUUUUAAAGACUUCUAUCUCUCUAUUGCAGAUCAUUAUAUUGAAGUCCUUGCAUGCAAAGUGCAGUGUGAGAGUAAUCUGACACCCAUUAUAGGAGGCUUUGUUGUCGAGAAAUUUGUGGCCACCAUGUACCAUUACUUACAAUUUGCAUAUUAUAAAUUGAAUGACAUGAAGAAUGCAGCCUCUUGUGCUGCUAGUUACCUUCUGUUUGACCAGAAAGAUGAAGUAAUGAAACAGAACAUGGUCUAUUAUCAGUACCACAAAGACAAAUGGGGACUUCAAGAAGAGGAUUUUCAGCCCAGAUCGGAUGCAGUUCGGUAUCACAACAUAACCACACUCCAGUUGGAAAUGUAUGAAUUCACGAAGGAACAUCUAAUGGAUGAUGAUGAGGGUGAAGUUGUGGAAUUCCUUGAUGAUCUGUUAGAAUUGGAGGAAAAUAAUGAAGCCUGAUGAGUGAAGCCACCAUGAAGUAUUUUACAAAAGUGGAGACUCACCAUUGCGUCUUACUCUUGGUUUUGGUCACUCGUAGUUCCAGAUAGAUAUACCUCAAAGCUGUUCCUGUAAGCUCGAGAAUACAUCACAAGAUCCACUCCUGAAAUAUCACUUCCAUGCUGCACUGACACUUUAGUGAGCAUGGAUUUUCACUGUGCAUUUACAGAAUUGGUGCAUAUGAGUUUUUCUCUUGAGUUUUCUUUCCUUUACAAACACAACAAAACUGACUAUUCUUAUUUUCUGGGUUAACGCUAAUAUUCCUUGUUUCAGUGCUGUUCUACUACGUUGUAGCAGAACAGAUAAAUUCCAAAGAACUUUUUUCAGAUUAUGAACCAAGGAUAAUCUAACAGUUCCUCUAGACUUUCUGAGCUUUUUAUUGUUUUAUUUAUGUAUGACUUUUUCCAUUAUGAUUAAUAAAGUGAUACUGAAUCCCAGUGCAUCUGAAAGAUGUUAAGAUAACAAAUGAGAACUUUUAAAUAGCUGAAACAAUCAACAAUGGACAACUAGUGAUCUUGUAAAGAAAAUGCUUUAAGAAUUCUAUAAGCAGUUUUUAUCUUUCUUAAAAACUAAAUUAAAUUCAAUGUGAAAGUAAGGUCACUUAGAAUUGAAUAAUAAAUAAUUCCUCCUUCCUACCA